This is a messenger RNA of Centropristis striata (black sea bass), 6659 nucleotides long. Its product is annotated as proline-rich transmembrane protein 3. The record is from RefSeq and is a predicted model, not a curated record. The transcript has 4 exons. Bases 507 to 3647 code for a protein of 1046 amino acids. Lineage: Eukaryota; Metazoa; Chordata; Actinopteri; Perciformes; Serranidae.
CACUGCCUUAGUAGGCUGGUUUUAUAGCCUAGUUGAAGUGUGCUCAGUCUGAAUCUGCGUGCAGGACUGCUCUUGCGUAACAGACGUGCCAGGCGGUAGGUCGGUAGGUAUAUGCAAUCGUGUUUAUCCGCUUGUGAGGAAAAAAAUGAGAGGGAGGGAGCGAUGUGGAGAGAGAUGGAGCGGUCGGAGGGGGCGUUCAUUUGCUCACUAGCUCAUGGCUAGAGAGAGCUGACAGUGGUACAAGGCUGCUGAACCUCUCUGUAGGAGUGUAUGAGGACUGUUUUCUACCGUUUCCAAAUAUACCCAGCGGCUAAUAAGCGGUGGACUAACUCUACACAUUUCCUUUUGGCUCACGCGGUAUGUCCUAGUGCUCAUAUCCUGCCGCAGAGGACGCCAUCGGAGAGGAGCCGCACAAACCUGCAGCGGCUCACUGGAAGGAUGGUGUGACACACAGACAGACAGACAGCCACAGGGACCAGUCAUCGUUCACCAGUCAGAGGCAGACCAUGGCUCCCAUGCCUCUCCUUUUCUUGGGCUUCCUCUUCUCCUUCCUCCAUCCUUCAGAUGCCCAGACCGUCAUUGGCUCGUCCUCCUCAUUCUCUCCCCUGGACUUGCCUGUUAACUCUAACCCUCAACCAACCAAGCAGACUGCUAGAUUUUGGCCUUCUCUGCCUCCCAGAGGGCGCAGUGAUGUGCCUAUCAGAGCCACAGUCCCGGACAGACUGACAACUACGAAUACAGUGCAACGAGGGCGAUCAUCACAGUCCACACCUUCUUUUAUAUCUGCCCUUUCUACGCACAACCUCAGCAGUGGGCCAAUAUUAACUCAACCAACUGCCUCCAGGCCUAGGACUGAUACAGCUAGCUUAGCGAUCAUGAGGGCUCUUGCAAAGGGAGAUGCUACUACAAAAGGCUUUACUCCACCUAGGCCCACUUUCCCCUCGGCUGCUGUCUCUGAGGCUGCAGGUGAUAAGCCAGUGACAGCAGGAAAUCCAGAGGAAGGAUAUGUGAAAGUGACACAGGAUGAUGGUUUGCAGGAUUUGGGAUCAGGUCGUGUUCCAACAGUGACACCUGUGAAGGAGGAAUCACCUGGUCCUCAGUCAACAGUUGGUGAAGAAAUGGUGCAGUAUCAGCCACAGGCACAGACGGCAGUAUCUAAAGUUUCUGAUUUAAAGACAACAACACCAGUCAAUCAGACUGUGAAGCCUCACCUGCUUACAACGGCCAGUGAAAUCUCUACGACGCCACAGACUGAGACGAGAGCCACACUGUCCCCUGUGGUUACCCAGGCAACACCUCGGACUAUCCUAUUAACUGGUAAACUGACAGAGAACACUCCUUCCACCGUCAGAGAUACUCCAAAGCCGGACUCUGCUGCUGUGACAUUACCCCAGUCAACGACUCCUGCCACAGACUAUAAACAGUCACAGACUACAAAACAACCAGUAAACACCAUGCCGGAGCAAGUGACAACCACAUCUACAUCUAGUAUUUUAACUACUACACAAGAGGCUGUGAGAAUAUCCUCCAAAACAACAAAUAAACCCAACAAAACAGCACAACUGGGAAGAAAUACAGCCAGCACAACGGCACAGUCUUCAAGGCCAGGGACCUCGUCCUUCCUUGCCACUGGUGUUGUACCUGUCACCAGAAUAAGGUUCAGCCCCACAUAUCAGGCUGGUGUUGGUCAGAGGAACCGUUCCAUUCUUCUAGGACAUCCUCACCAAGCUCCCUACUCCACUUCUAAUCCAGCCCCCUCUCCCAGCAACGGUCCGUCUACUAAUGCAACACUUCUCUACUGGGGGGACCUGACCCGGACACUGGCUUUCGCCUGGGAGCUGCAUGUCUACGGCUCAGCCAGCCUCUUCCUCCUCCUGUUUGCUGGAGCUGCUCUGGGCCUCACCCUGUCCCCUGGAGCAAAUUGUCCUCAUCGAGGGGCUCUUGCACUCGCCAAUGCUCUAUUGUUUCUGGCUGGAGGCCUUAGGGCAGCUCUCUUUCUCAUAGACCCCUAUGGCACACGGAAAUUCCUCCCUCGCCCUGCAGUCACGGCCCUCUACAACUUGCCUCUACACUUGCUGGUUUGGACGCAGGCUGCCGUGGCUCUGCUGGCGUUGAGGGUGGCAGGAGUGAGUGUGUUACCUUCCACUUUGGAGCGCCCCCCGUUGGUGGCCGUGUUGGCAGUGUUGCAGUGUACCCUGCUGCUGGCAGCUGAUCUGCUUUCCCCAGCUCUGUCCCCUGUGGUGCCCGUCACCCUGCAGGUUCUGUCCCUCUGCUGGGGUCUGGCUCUCUGUCUGGGCUUCCUCUGCUAUGUGUUCCCACGUAUACGCUGCCCUUCCAUUCCCCACCCUGGAGUCCCUGAAGAGGCCAGGAGGAAGGCUUGGACAGGGAGCAGGAGGCUAGGGGUGAUUCUGGGGAGAGUGUUGGCAGUGUGUGCCGUUCUUGGAGCACUGUGCUGUGGACUGCAUGUUCAUGCCACCUUAUGGCUUUACGGACUGCUAGGGAACUGGACGCGUUUCAACUGGGGAUGGUGGCUUGUGCACUUCUGGGCCCGGCUCCUGGAGCUGGCCUGGGGGUUCUCCCUCCUACUCCUCAGUUCCUGGGUGUUCUGGAGGCCUCAAGGUUGCCGUGGAAGAGAGGAGGGUGGACCAGAUUGCAGAGCGGCGGGCGAUCUGCCGUCCCCUGGCCAAUCUACAGGCUCCACUCAAAGACAUACCUGCUGGUCCAAGAUCGUCCAAAGCCUGAGGGGGAAGCCUUGCAGAAAGUCUGACAGUAAUGGCUUGGGAGGAGGUGGAGGAGGUGGAGGAGGUGGAGGGGGAGGACCAGGGGAGGUGCCUAACAACUGGACUGGCCAGGAGCGUCCUGGAGCUGACAUCAGCAAGAGUCUGAUCAGGAACCAGAACCACGAGCAGGCCAACGCCCAGCCACGUUGCGUCAAAGACAGUAACCGGGGACGCAACCCUCGAGGCCUCUCUGCAGAACGAGGCGUGUCUGACUGCUCCACAGGCUCCCUGCUCAGACUGCAGGCACUGGGCCGGCCCCCACAGCGCUCAGUGAGUGGCAGUCUGGAUCAGGAGAGGGACACGUCACUGUCUCUUUAUGAGUUCGAUCUGCGUCCCCCAUCUCCCAUUGACCUGACCCGUAGCAUUGACGAGGCCCUGCACAGGGAGCACCUGCUAGGAGGAGGGAGCUUGUUUCAUCCUUUUAACCAAACUUCACAGUCCCCUUCCCCGGGAUCAGGGAUCAGCCAGGGGCCCUGGCUCCGCAGGAACAGUGAUCCUCAGAUGCUUUCUGAGAGCAGCGAUGCCCCGACAGAGUCUUCCAUGCCACUGGGGGGCAGCGUUCUCAGCAGCGUGCCCAGCAGGCAGGUGACUGCUCCCCCAACGCCUUCCCACCAGGGUCACAGGUGGGCUGGGAACGCAGCAGGAAGCGUCCCCUCAUCGGUGUCCUGCCCCGUGUCACUCCGUCCCUCCAGAACAUCAACGGGGCAUCUGGGGGACGAUGGAGUGGACGACACGCGGCCGUUCAUCACCCCUGACUCAGAGAGGGUGCGGGGGAGGGCUGGGAGGCCGGUGGGCUCACGGAGUUACCUAGAGGUCAGCCGCCAUGACGACUCUGCCAGUGUUAGCAGUGAGAUCAUUGACUUAUGAACCAAACUCUGGACAUGAGGACCAAUUACCGCACAUCAAACACCCAUUCAACAAAUAUUGUUCCCGACUAAGACUUGGACAAAAUCUGAUCUUUGAGCUGCCUAAAAGGUGAAUUAUUUUUAGAAGAGGGAAACUAUGUAAAAGUGUCUCUUGGUGAUGACCUUAAAGGAUAUCACCUAGUUGCCUUUUAUCUUGUUAAAAGGGUUUAACAAUUGUGUUUGUGGAACCGAUAUUGUAUAACUCUUACUCUAGGAGUAAAACUGGGAGAUAUAGCACAGAUAAACAACAUAGCACACAGCUCUUUCCAUCUCUUUUUCACACACAUAUAAAUUUCCUUCUCUUCUUGUCCUGUUUUGAGGGGAGGUCACACAAAUACGAGUCGCUACAAGUGAGGCCACUUCAAAAACAGCCUGGUGGAGCUCUCUCACAGUGCAACAGCUAACUAGAUAAGCUAAACUAUUUAUAUGCAAAGGAAACGGCAUUAUCUUUCUUUUGUCUUCCCGUUGACUCUGCAACUUUUGCCCUCCAAGGUAAAAAUGAACCAGAUUUUGUUUGAUUGUUUACAAAGCAUCAAGUAUACAUUAUUUCCUAAUUCUGUGUUACAUCAUUUUAGCCAACUUGAUUUGGCUUUUGUUUUGUGAAAAUUCAAUAAAAGAGACCCAAAUGUCUGAUAUAAAACAUUUAAAACCAUGUCAAAUUUGUCUCGAAGACAAGAGGAAAGUUGAACUUACCAAAGAGAUUCACCUCGCUGCUCACACGACUCCAUGCAUGCGUUUGCUGAUUAGUGACCUUGAAUUAUAUCGUUCAACUUCUAUCUACCAACAUCAAAACAGGAAGUGGGAAAGAAGUAGUAUUGUGACAUUGCGCUGAAAAGUGAGCAGUGCCACCAGAUGCACUAUACCGUAAGAAAAACAGUUGUAGCGACACGUAUUAGUGUGAUAUUCUUAAACACACACACCUGCAUAACACUGGUAUCACUUAAAAGUACACUGGGACCAUACAUACAUUUUAACCAGUCCUAAUAAUGGCUCCUAGCAGGGUCCCGCUUGUGAAGUUUGAAGGGUAAAAGACUUAUGUGGCUCCUCGCGUCUUUAGGUCCCAUUUCUAUUGUUUCUGUGAAAAAACGUCUGCAUAUCAACAAUUGUGAAUUACAUUGCUUUUCGAGUUUAUCCGCUGUCUUCCAUAUUUCUAUUUGCUUUGUGAUGUAAAGAUGUGCCAUACAUACAUAACCUUGGUUGGUUCCGUGAUAUUUUUAUGGUUCUAUAAACCCAUUAUUUGGGUUAACUCUCUAUAGCGUCUUACCAGUAUCAUAGUGACUCAGCUACGGAUUACUAUUUCUAAGCUCUUAACGUGCUGCUGCUGUUGUUGUUGUCCAGUCUGCCUUGUAUGUUAAUGUGAAGCUGGUUGCAUAAAGAGGCAGACAGUAAACAACGGCCGGGGACAUGCUUACGUGUGAAACUGUCGCUGAGGCUUUUAGCUGUAGCUGAACUUCACAAUGAAAUUCAACCAUUCGCCUGCGAAGUUAAUGCAUUUCAUCUUGUUAAGUUGUUCUGUUAAUCAAUAAUUACGUACAAUAAAAGCCUCUGACUGCAUUUUCACAGGGUUUGACAAAUAAUAUUCAACAUAAUCAUAAUCCUAUCAGUUGCAUUAAAUCAAUCAGACUCAUGUGUUAACUAGUUAAAUGCUACACGGCUUUGCAGGGCUGCACCACAUCAGACUGGCUUGGCAUGAACCUCAGAUCUCGUAUAAUAGACAUAACAAAGCACUUAACUCUAAAGCCUGAGCACUAGUGUUUAGUGCUAGUAUUUUACUACUCAAGAGAAAAAUAUCUUUCAAAUACAUAAUGUAUAAGCAACAAUGUAAAUAAUGCUAUUUUUGAUGUUCAUGAAUAAAGGUGUAUUUGAAACAUAGUAGUAGUUGUUACUGUGAAAGACAAUCUAAAGUGAUUUUGCUUAUGUGUCUGAGCUGUGCAGACCGUUAUGUGAUCUCAACAUCAGAUUGUGAACUGUUCAGUACAUGCAGACAUGUGACAGAGGUGAGCCAAGGACUCUCUGUGAUGUGCUAGAUAGACAUUUGUCUGCAGGUUAUGCUAAAUUAAAAACAAAUCGCCAUGGUCUGCAGGAUUUAUAACUCUUCUUUAAGUUAAUGAUAUCGGAAAGAAGCAAAAGAUUUCAUGUGGAACCAUUUUUAGUCUAUUAAUCGACUUGAGUCUGUUUGGUGAUCCUGAAAACACAGCAGGUCCUCCACAGUCUUACAUUUUAAAAUUUUUUCCAACAUCUUUUAAUUUUCAAGAUGAUUACCGGAAUGCUAUCUUGCAUUGCUGUUGUGAAUAUUUACCCAGCUGUUUCAAGAAGUGACAUUUUUCGAAAGUGGAUAAAUAUCAUUUUGGAUUAACCCAUUGAGGCCUGAAAAACCGCUGGGCGUUUUAAAAUAAGCCUCUAAUUUUCUGGAAAUUCUGGAAAAAUCUGGGGGAAAAAAGUGUGAACUCUUCUACUAAAUAAUAGAUUUUUCAGCCUCUGUAGCAGAUAGAAAUGAAAUUCAAAAAGUAUUUGAGAGCUUAUACAAAUACUACAAAACGACGUAAACGCUUUCCAGGCUUCAAUGGGUUAAACUUAAUUCACGCCUCUGUUUCUGAUGAGAGCCAGAACAUGACUUGUUUUCCGGUUACCUCAGGGUGACUUGCAGUACCUCCCAGUGAUGUGAGAUGCUUGACUUGUUUAGUAUUUACAGUACAAUGGCCUUGUGUUGUUGUCUACAUUCCAAUGAAACUGUGUACUCGCUGUUACCUCUUUUACUUGAUAACCAGGGUGGUGCCUCCAGCACCCGCAGUGUUUCCCCUCAAACAAGCAGUAUGUGCCAUAGAAAAUACGAUCAAUGUGCCCCCUCCGGUCUGUAGUCACAGUGCUGAAGUAAAGUAUUAGAUUCAUUUGUUUAUUUUGCUCAUUGAACUUUUGUUCUUGUAUUCCUUGCUGCAUUUCAUGUCUGGAUUCAAAUAAAAAACAAGAAAAUGUA